Neoarthrinium moseri is the source of this 603-nucleotide messenger RNA. RefSeq lists its product as uncharacterized. The record is from RefSeq and is a predicted model, not a curated record. Bases 1 to 603 code for a protein of 200 amino acids. The transcript has 2 exons. NCBI's taxonomy places the organism in Eukaryota, Fungi, Ascomycota, Sordariomycetes, Amphisphaeriales, Apiosporaceae.
AUGGAUGCAACCGAGAAGCUCGACACGACGGGAUCGGGAUAUGUCACUAAUGGCUUUCCUGCCCCUGGACUCCCCCGAACGAUGCGUCAUAUUACUGGAUUCAACUCGAAAGGCGAAUCCGUAUUUCUCAGUACCGACUCAGGAGACCACCACCGGAUAAUGGGAGAACAACAGGCUGUCGCUAACAUAAUCUAUUCGACGAACGAGACCCCUGUUGAAUGCAAUGGUGAAGUUGAUAUCAAGCAUGCCAAGGAGAACGAGCCGCCGCUUCACUACCCCAAUGGCACUGUGGCUCGCAUGGUCGACUUUGCUCCUGGAGUCAAGUCUCCUAUGCAUCGCGCAGUUUCUCUUGACUAUGGCGUCGUCUUGGAAGGUGUCUUUGAGCUGACGCUUGACUCAGGUGAGACGCGCAUCAUGAGAAGGGGAGACGUCAGUGUGCAAAGGGCUGCGGCUCACCAGUGGCGCAACAUCACCGGCAAUGGCACAAUGCCAGGCCGUAUGCUGUAUAUUCUUCUCGACUGCAAGGACGUCUAUGUUGAGGGGAAGAAGAUGGAAGGAUACCUUGGCUUAUUGGGCCAGUACUACCAAGGCAGUCAGCAUUGA